AGUUCCAGGAACAUUGAUUCUUUUUUUCUUCUUUUUUUUCAUUGGUGAUCACAACAACAAAAACAAAAAUCAAUAAAUUUUUCAAGUUAUCGAAAUAAUCUCAGAAAAAAAAUUUCCCGAAACAUGUUAAUAUUUAAAGUUUUAAUAAUAUCCACAAUGUGUAUGAUAACUGUUUUUGGUUAUCAAUCAUAUGGUGGUGGUGGUAGUAGCAGUGGUGGUGGCGGUGAUAGUGGUGGAUUUAGCAGCAAUGAUGGUCAAUUCAAAAUGGGUGGUGGAGGUGGUGAACGUCUUAGUGCUGCUGUUUUCACCAAACAUACAUUUGAAACAAAAACUGUUGAUGUUCCAUUCGAAGAUCAAGAACCACAAAUUAUUGAAAUUGAUGGUGGAAGUCUACCAUUAGAGAUUCAUUUCAAAUCUGCAUCUGGUCGUAUUAAGGUUAAACAAAGUCAUGAAUUGGGUGGUUCCGGACAAACCGAACAUUCACAAGCAGAAGAAGAACCAAUGCGUUUGGUUCAUGAAGUUCGAAAACCAAUUAUACAGGAAGUACGAGAAAUUAUUACACCAUAUCGAAAAGUUUAUCAAGAAAUUCAACCAGUUAUGGAAGAAAUUCAUACUGUCGUUGCUAAAGGUGAACAACGUCGACAAGGUCAUGGCGGUAGCAAUAAAGGAGGCGGAGGAGGAGGUGGUAGUGGUGGCGGCGGAGGCGGUUCAGGAUAUGGAGGUGGUUCAUCUGGAGGGGGCGGUGGAUUUAGUGGCGGCUUUGGUGGUGGUUCCACAGGUGGUAGUGGUGGCGGUAGUUCAGGAUAUGGGGGUGGUUCAAUGGGUGGCAGCAGUGGUGGUGGAAGUUAUGGGGGAGGUUCAACUGGUGGUAGCGGAGGGGGUGGAAGCUAUGGUGGUGGUUCAACAGGUGGCAGUGGAGGUGGUGGAUUCAGUUUUGGUGGUGGUGCAUCCACAAAUACAAAAACUCCAUACUUAAAUCAAAACUAUUCGAUUCGAAAAUUCAUUCGCCAAUCGUAUAUACAAAACAAAACAAAAAACAUGAAUGAUCCAAUGACUGAACAAAUAAUUUUAAUUAUAUUUUUCAUUUCUUACAUUAUAAAUGUAUUGAUCUGUUAUUUUAUUCUGGAUCGAAUUCAAUUGGCACAUUUUUCACAAUUAAUUACAUUAUUAUUAUCCGGAUCGAUACAAUUAUAUGCCGGAUUUUAUCUGUUCAAAGCAAAUCGUUUAGAAUCAUUUGAAAAUACAAAAGGUGUUAUUGCAUUGGUACCAAUGUUAAUGGAUAUGAAAGGUAAUAUUGAAAUAACAAUGGCAUCAAGAAUGUCAACAUUAGCACAAACACAAUCACAACGUAUGAAUACUUGGUCAGCACUUUUUCAAACAAUACGACAAAAUAUAACAAUAAUUCAUUGUCAAGUAACAAUUAUAUCGUUUGUGGCCGUAAUAUUGACAACAAUUUAUUUGGAUAUUGAAGAUUUAUCAUUCGAUAUACAAUCAAUAUUAUUAUUAUAUGCAAUUGCAUUAACAACCGGUGCAAUUUCCUGUUCAUUAAUCGAUAGUCUUGUUACAUUGAUUAUUGGUUUUAUAUCGAUAAAAGGUGUGGAUUCGGAUGAUGUUGCAACAUCAUUAGCCGGAUCGGUUGGUGAUUUAAUAACCGUUAUAUUGGUCGUACAAUUUGCUAAUAAAUUUUAUAUUCUUGAACAAUCAAAUCGUAAAUGGAUUUAUUGGCUAAUAAUCAUAACAUUAUUAUCAAUAUUUCCAUAUUUAAUGUAUUUAAUAUCGAAAAAUAUUGAAUCAAGUCAAACAUUUAAACGUUCAUUUAAACCAUUAUUAAUUGCAACAGUAAUAUCGAUUAUUGCCGGUUUUGUAUUUGAAUCAACAAAUGAUGAAUUUAAACAAAUGUCAAUGUUAUUACCAAUGUUAUCCGGUUAUAUUGGUAAUUCUUGUUCAAUAAUAAUUAAUUUAUUAUCAACAAAUUUCGAACGAAUUAGACCACAACAACAACAACAACAACAACAACAAAAACGACAUCAUAAUAGUCGAAAUAUUGAUGAACGAACAAUAAAAUGGCUAUUAACACCUAAAGAUGUUUUCUGGGAUUAUGAAUAUAGUGGAAAAAUAUCGAAAACAAAUCGAUCACAUGUUAUACAUGGCGUUAUACCAUGUUUAUUUUUCUAUCUAAUGUUGGUUGCCAUAUUACAAGAAAAUCAAUAUAUUUAUAUAACGGUAAAAUUUGUUGUAUUUUAUCUUAUAUUCGGUAUGAUAUUGGCUAUAUUAAUGAUUUUUAUUACCUGUAAUGUUGUACAUAUAAUAUUUAAAUUGAAUCUAAAUCCAAGUGAUACAACAAUACCAUUUUUAACAUCAUUUGUUGAUCUUAGUUCAACAUUAACAUUAUAUACAUUUUUUCAUAUACUUAAUGCUUAUUCUGAUCCAAAUAUUCAUGUUGAACCAUAA
Dermatophagoides pteronyssinus (European house dust mite) is the source of this 2451-nucleotide messenger RNA. RefSeq names its product solute carrier family 41 member 3-like. Gene Ontology annotation, biological process: monoatomic cation transport. The record is from RefSeq and is a predicted model, not a curated record. Gene Ontology annotation, molecular function: monoatomic cation transmembrane transporter activity. Gene Ontology annotation, cellular component: plasma membrane. Lineage: Eukaryota; Metazoa; Arthropoda; Arachnida; Sarcoptiformes; Pyroglyphidae.